AUGGCCAUCCACCGCGGCAUCCAGUCCGCCAUAUUCUACUACCUAUCAUGUGCCCCUUGCACCGGCUACUCAUAUCGCAAGAAGAGGAGAAAGGAGGCCGACCGUGACCGCGUCGCCAAACAUGCCCUCGAGAUGGAACAACCGGGCCUCUAUCGCCAUCCCAGCCCCUUUGCGACAAACGUUCACUGGCAGACCGAGAUCGACCUUGGUCCAACGCCGGCGCCUGGAAAGCGUCGAGGUCAGAAGAAGGGUCGCACGCGGACGAGCGACGAGAACGCUAGCAACGUUGCGAGCAGUGUCAACCUUGGUCUGACACAGAACGAGAGCAACGACAGCACAUGGAAUCUGCGCAAUUGGCAACAAGAUGACGAUGACGACAACUACUGGGGUGCCAGCUAUCCGUAUAGGAGCAGUCGUCGGCCCUCGACCAAUGCUGCCAGCACAGUCAGCCGUCCGCUUACUGCCCGCACUGCUACUACGAACCGAUCCGCUGCAACCAGUUAUUAUUCCGUCUCGAAUCCUCCUAUCAACGAACUUCAUCCCNCGAUCGUCACACGCAUGGACACCAGCGCCGAUGUCAUGUGGAUGCUGCAACCCCCGCCUCCUGCUCGCACUGCUCGAGGCAGAUCAGGGUCGACCCUCGCAAGAAGUGAUAGUGGUGCUAGCAGACCCAGCACACGGCGAGCCACAAACGAGAAUCNNUCUCGACAAGUCAGCCAGCGCAUUGUCGACGAGAAGCUACGCAACGGUGAAUCCCCUUCAGUAGACAGUCUUCAACCAUCAUCAUCAACAGAUGACUUGAAGCCGUCACGGCGACGCAGGCCGCCGCCGCCCAUCAAUGUCCAAGAAGACGCAACAAAACCCNGCCCUCUCAUACCCGUCGGACCACCUGUGACAGAUCUACGACCAAACAAUUCACCAAAGAGAUAUCUCCUACCCCCGCAACCCCUCUCUCCCGUCAUGUCAGCCAAGUCCGACGAGCGUUCCCGUAGUCGUAGUCGCCAUCGCAAUUCCUCAGCCGAGGACCGCAAACCUCGGCCGGACGAUAUCAAGCGUCAAGAUAGUUCUCUAAACGUUCUGCAAGAACUUGUGCCGGCCAACUCACUGCUCAAUGCUCAAAGGCUCACCAAAGCUCCUUCCUUCGAGACUCGAAUCGAACUCCCUACAGCCGAUCAAUAUGAAGAGAUGAUGCUGCUAGGCAGCGGCAAGGCCGGCUUUGACUCGUGGUACGAGGGCAAGGACUUUGACUCAUUCCCAACAUGGGCUGCCGAAAGAGUGCGCCGAGACGUGACAAAACGCUGGAGCAUGGACUUCUAA
Molecule: messenger RNA, 1317 nt
Organism: Aureobasidium vineae
Lineage: Eukaryota; Fungi; Ascomycota; Dothideomycetes; Dothideales; Saccotheciaceae
Source: the annotation of a GenBank genome assembly